This is a messenger RNA of Thamnophis elegans (Western terrestrial garter snake), 4081 nucleotides long. RefSeq names its product zinc finger protein 420-like. The transcript is spliced from 10 exons. Gene Ontology annotation, biological process: regulation of DNA-templated transcription. Lineage: Eukaryota; Metazoa; Chordata; Lepidosauria; Squamata; Natricidae. The record is from RefSeq and is a predicted model, not a curated record. Bases 22 to 3648 code for a protein of 1208 amino acids.
CUGAGCCAGGAGGAGGAGGAAAUGCAAGAAGAGUUGCAGAUACCUUUGGAAGCAGCCACUGAGUAUGUCAAGGGAAGGAAAGAAUCAUCUAAACUCUCUCAAGAGCUACUGGUUGGGGAGAUCUUUCAGAAAGAUCAAAAUCAGGAUGCCAUGUCAGAGAACCAAAAGCAGUCCUUGAUAUUUUUCAAAUCGCCUCUUCUCUGUGAUGUAGCUGAAAGAACGACUGAACGUCUGCCUCAGGAUCUUGUGUCUUUUGAGGAAGUGGCUGUGUAUUUCUCUGAGGAGGAGUGGUCCCAGCUGGAUCCUGACCAAAAAGCUCUUCAUGGGGAGGUCAUGCUGGAGAAUUCCAGGAAUCUGGCUUCUCUAGAAAAUAAUGUCAAAGAGGGUAAGAAUUAUACGGAACAACGCCAAGCAAUCCACAGGAAAAAGGAAAAAGGGAAGUUUGCCGAUCAGCUGAAACCAAAAAGUGAUGAGAGAAACCGAUCACAAGGUGGAAUUAAAAAGAGCUUUUCUUGGAUCAGCCGACCUACUUAUCAUAGAAAGAUCCAUACAGAAGAAAGACCCUAUAAAUGCCUGGAGUGUGGCAAGAGCUUUUCUAAAUCCAGUCACCUCAUUCGCCAUAAAAUGACACAUUCAAAAGAGAAACCGUACAUCUGUAUUCAGUGUGGAAAGGCCUUCCGUGAUAAUUGCUCUCUUAGAAGCCACCAGAGGAAUCACAAUGGAGAAAGGCCCUAUAAAUGCAUGCAAUGUGGGAAAGCUUUUACUCAAAGCGGUGCUCUUGCUACCCAUAAAAGAAUCCACACAGGGGAGAAGCCAUAUAAAUGUAUGGAAUGUGGAAAGAGCUUUACUCAGGGCAGUCAUCUUACUUCUCAUAAGUUCAUCCACACAGGGCAGAAACCAUAUAAAUGCAUGGUGUGUGGAAAGAGCUUUACUCAGGGCAGUCGCCUUACUUCUCAUAAGUUCAUCCACACAGGGGAGAAACCAUAUAAAUGCAUGGAGUGUGGAAAGACAUUUAGUCAAAACAGUAAUCUUACUUCCCAUAAAAGAAUCCACACAAGGAACAAGCCAUAUGUAUGCAGAGAAAGUGGAAUGGGUUUCUGUGAAAACCCAUCUCUUAUGGAACAUGAAAGGAACCACAUAGGGGAAAAACCAUAUAAGUGUAUGGACUGUGGAAAGGGCUUUUCACUAUCUGAUCAUCUCAUUUCCCAUAAAAUGACCCAUUCAGAAGAGAAACCACAUACCUGCUUGGAGUGUGGAAAGAUUUUCCCUGAUAAUUAUUCUCUUAUAAGCCAUCAAAGGAAUCACAGGGGAGAAAGACCCUAUAAAUGCAUGGAGUGCGGAAAGACCUUUGCUUGGAGCAGUAAUCUUUCUUACCAUAAAAGAACCCACACAGGGGAGAAGCCACAUAAAUGUGUGGAAUGUGGGAAGGGUUUUAGUACCAACAGUUAUCUUACUGCCCAUAAAAGGAUUCACACGGGGGAGAAGCCGUAUCAAUGUAUGGAGUGUGGAAAGAGCUUUAGAAGGAGUAAUCUUCUUACUUGCCAUAAAAAAAUCCACACAGGAGUAGCCACAUCAGUGCAAGGAAUGUGGGAAGACCUUGGGGAAAAAGAGAAGAUGGAGGGACAACACUUGGCAGAUGCAGGAAAAAGCCCUCUUGCUCCUCAGCCUUGGAGUUAUGGGAAGAAUGGGUCAAGUCUUAGGCAGAAAAUGCAGGAAGUGGGAACUAACACUUUAGAGAUCCAGUGCUGUCAUUUCAGAAAAGUACAGUUCCAGAAGGUGACUGGGCCCCGAGAUGUUUGCAGUCACCUUCACCGCCUUUGUCUUCAGUGGUUGCAGCCAGAAAGACACACAAAGGCUCAGAUGCUGGACCUGGUGCUCCUGGAGCAGUUCCUGGCUGUCCUUCCCCCAGAGAUGGAGAAAUGGGUGCGGGAGUGUGGAGUGGAGACGAGUUCCCAGGCGGUGGCCCUGGCUGAAGGGUUCCUGCUGAGCCAGGAGGAGGAAAAGAUGCAAGAAGAGUUCCAGAUAACCUUGGAAGCAGUCACUGAAUAUGCCACGGGAUGGAAAGAAUCGUCCAAACUCUCUGAAGAAGUGCUUAAGGAGAUCUUCCAGAAAAAUGAAAAUCAGGAUACCAUGUCAGAGAACCAAAACCAGUCUUUGGUAUUUUUAGAAUCAACUCCCCUUCAUGAUGUAGCUGAAAGAGCGACGGAACCUCUGUCUCAGGAUCUUGUGUCUUUUGAGGAAGUGGCUGUGUAUUUCUCUGAGGAGGAGUGGUCUCAGCUGGAUCAUGAUCAAAAAGCUCUCCAUGGGGAGGUCAUGCUGGAGAAUUCCAGGAAUUUGGCUUCUCUAGAAAAUAAUGUCCAGGAGGAUAAGAACUACAAAGAACAAUGCCAAACAAUCCAGCCAAAAGAGGAAAAGGGGAAGUUUGCCACCCAACUGCAAGCAAAAAGUGAUGAGAGAAACCGAUCACAAAAUGGAAUUAAAAAAAGCUUUUCUUGGAUCAGUCGACUUACUUACCAUAGAAAGAUCCAUACAGAAGAAAGACCCUAUAAAUGCCUGGAGUGUGGCAAGAACUUUUCUAAAUCCAGUCACCUAAUUUCCCACAAAAUGACACAUUCAAAAGAGAAACCAUAUACUUGUAUCGAGUGUGGAAAGGCCUUCCGUGAUAAUUGCUCUCUUAGAAGCCACCAGAGGAAUCACAAUGGAGAAAGGCCCUAUAAAUGCAUGGAGUGUGGAAAGACUUUUACUCAAAGUGGUAAUCUUGCUUCCCAUAAAAGAAUCCACACAGGGGAGAAGCCACAUAAAUGUGUACAAUGCGGAAAGGGCUUUAGGAGGAAUGCUGACCUUACCUCCCAUAAAAGGAUCCACACAGGGGAGAAGCCAUAUAAAUGCAUGGAAUGCGGCAAGAGCUUUACUCAGGGUAGCCAUCUUACUUCUCAUAAAUUCAUCCACACAGGGGAGAAACCAUAUAAAUGCACGGAGUGUGGAAAGACGUUUACUCAAAGCAGCAAUCUUACUUCCCAUAAAAGAAUUCACAAAGAUGGGAAGACAUAUAAAUGCAGAGAAUGUGGAAUGGGUUUCUGUGAAAAUACGUCCCUUAUGGAACAUGAAAGGAUCCACAUAGUGGAGAAACCAUAUAAGUGCAUGGACUGUGGAAAGGGCUUUUCUAUAUCCGAUCACCUCAUUUCCCAUGAAAUGACCCAUUCAGAAGAGAAACCACAUACCUGCUUGGAGUGUGGAAAGAUUUUCCCUGAUAAUUAUUCCCUCAGGGGCCAUCAAAGUAACCACAGGGGAGAAAGAUCCUAUAAAUGCAUGGAGUGCGGAAAAACCUUUGCUUGGAGCAGUCAUCUUUCUUCCCAUAAAAGAAUCCACACAGGGGAGAAGCCAUAUAAAUGCAUGGAAUGUGGGAAGAAUUUUAGUACCAACAGCUACCUUACUGCCCAUAAACGGAUCCACACAGGGGAGAAGCCAUAUCUAUGUGUGGAGUGUGGAAAGAGCUUUAGAAGGAGUAGUCUUCUGACUUACCAUAAAAAGAUCCACACAGGAGAGAAGCCAUACCAAUGCAAAGAGUGUGGGAAGAGUUUCAACAGGAAUAGUAAUCUAAAAUGUCAUGAAAGAGUCCACUUGAGUAAUACUCCAUAUAAAUACUAGACCUAUACAAAUAUGUGAGAACAUUUUGUCUUUCCAGUCCAACACAGACAAGAUGACACUAUAAUCCUAGUUGUGAUUUUUACUAAGUACAUUUCAAGGCAAAAAAUCAGGAUGAAUGGAAAUAAAGGGCAUUGAUUGCCAUCUUAAUGGUGUCUAGCCCAGUACUGAAGUGCAGAUUCCUAGGAAUAUUCCCUGUGAUGAAUGUUUCCACUAGAGCAGAGUCACAGGCAGAUAUUCAAUCAAUCCUCAGUCCCUUGUUAUGAUUUCACAAUUUGUUUAUUUGCUUAAUGUAAUUAUAAUCUGCCUUUCCACUUUGUUUCUCAUUAUGUAAUGCAAGUAAUAUCUUGCAUUAGUAAGAAAACUAUAAGGAACAUAAAGGUAAAAAUUCCCCUUGCACAUGUGCUAGUCGUUCCUGACUCUAGGGGGCAGUGCU